Messenger RNA from Nicotiana tabacum (common tobacco), 1726 nucleotides. RefSeq names its product patatin-like protein 3. Gene Ontology annotation, biological process: lipid metabolic process. Gene Ontology annotation, molecular function: monoacylglycerol lipase activity; glycerophospholipase activity. The record is from RefSeq and is a predicted model, not a curated record. NCBI's taxonomy places the organism in Eukaryota, Viridiplantae, Streptophyta, Magnoliopsida, Solanales, Solanaceae.
AUAUUUAAAAUCAAGACGUACGACAAAAGAGGAUUAAAUCAUAUGUGAAGGUCCCCAUAAAGUUCAUAUUGCCACUCAAAAGUCCAAACAAGAGACAAGUUUCAUUGACAACUGCACAGCUAAAGAACAUGCCAUUAAUUUGCUUUCCUUUUUCUAACUUUGCUUAUAUCUUUCAAUUAUAAGAAACAUAUAUAUCCUAAACUUCCACUCCACUAUAGAACUUUGAUAGUACAUUAUGGGAAGGUUAUUAUUCUUAGUUUCACUAACUUUGUUAGUGACCAUUCAAGUUGUACAACCUCCAAUAUUUGUUUGUGCUGCUACCAAAGGAAAGAAUUUUAUAACAGUUUUGAGCAUUGACGGGGGUGGAAUCAGAGGCAUUAUUCCAGGAACCCUUCUUGCCUUUCUUGAAUCCAAGCUUCAGGAGGUUGAUGGACGAAAUGCAAGGAUUAUAGACUAUUUUGAUGUAGUAGCAGGAACAAGCACAGGUGGAUUAAUUACUACUAUGCUCACAGCUCCAAACAGAGAUAAUCGCCCUUUAUAUGCAGCUAAAGAUAUUUCCAACUUCUAUAUGGAACACUGCCCUCACAUCUUUCCCGCAAACCGCCGUAACAGCUUCGUGCAUAGGAUAUUCAAUUUGUUUGGAGGACCAAAGUACGAUGGCAACUACUUAAGAUUGUUGCUUGAAUCAAUAUUAGGCAAACUUACUAUGAAGCAGACAUUGACUCAUACUGUCAUCCCUGCUUUUGAUAUCAAGCGCCUUCAACCAAUUAUCUUCACCACUGUUGAUGCCAGAGCAAAUGUCUCUAAGAAUGUUCUAUUAUCAGACAUCUGCCUCAGUACCUCCGCAGCACCAACCUUUUUUCCGGUACACUAUUUUGAGACUAGGGAUGCUCAAGGGAGAAUACGCACAUUUGAUAUGAUUGACGGAGGUGUGGCUGCAAAUAAUCCAACACAAAUGGCAAUUACACACAUUUCAAAAGAAAUCAUGAGGGGCAAAUUUCAGUAUGAAGAGAUGGAAACAAUAGACAGCAAGAAGAUGUUGGUUCUAUCAUUAGGCACAGGUAUUGGCAAGCAUCAAGGGUAUAACGCAGCCUCGGCAUCAAAAUGGGGUUUACUUGGUUGGGUUUACAACAAUGGUCAGACCCCAAUAUUGGAUGUUUAUAAUGAUGCAAGUGCUGAUAUGGUAGAUAUACAUGUUUCAACUAUGUUUCAGACACUUCGCAGUGAAAAGAAUUACCUCAGAAUUCAGGAGGAUAAUUUGAUUGGGGAUGCUACAUCAAUGGAUAUAGCAACCACAAAAAAUAUGCAGACACUUGUGCAGAUUGGUAACAAUCUAUUGAAAAAGCCAGUAUCAAGGGUCAACUUAGAGACAGGCCAAUAUGAACCCGUUCAAGGGGAAGGAACAAAUGAAGAAGCUCUAAUCCGUUUUGCUAAGUUGCUUUCACAAGAAAAGAAGCUUCGAUACACCAACUGAAAAGUUUAAGUAGUACUAUAUAAUUUAGGAAAUUAAAUGCUUAACGAACUUAUCAUACCACGAAUAGUGAGACUUAUUUAGCAAAAUAAUUUUUUUCAGCUUCAAUUAUUUGAGUUCUUGAAUUGGAGGCAAAUUAUAUUUGUAAAAUUUCAGUGUAAUAUGUUGGAGUUUGAAUUUUUACAUAUGAAUUUCAACAUAAUGUGAUGGAAUUUAUAAUCUGCUAAAAUUCUAACAUAAUAUGUUGGAGUUUUA